This is a messenger RNA of Pelmatolapia mariae (spotted tilapia), 3856 nucleotides long. RefSeq names its product laminin, gamma 2 (gene lamc2). Gene Ontology annotation, cellular component: basement membrane; laminin-332 trimer. Gene Ontology annotation, molecular function: integrin binding. The record is from RefSeq and is a predicted model, not a curated record. Gene Ontology annotation, biological process: morphogenesis of a polarized epithelium; cell-cell adhesion; animal organ morphogenesis. The transcript is spliced from 22 exons. Bases 198 to 3590 code for a protein of 1130 amino acids. Lineage: Eukaryota; Metazoa; Chordata; Actinopteri; Cichliformes; Cichlidae.
ACGGGGACCACCGUCACCUUCACCCUCCACAUCCUCUCGAGCUCUUCUCUGAGCCCUUGGUGAAUAAGUGUGGCCUGUACGUGCAGCGUGUACGGACCUGCAGCAGGAGAGGAGUUAAAAGGCAUCACUCUGAGGAGCUGUGCAGGAGUUUUUCCAUCAGCUGCAGCUUUCGGAUCUGAUUUCAGGAUUCACACAACAUGAGGAACGGAUGGAUUUCAGUCUGCGGGCUUCUGUUUGCUGUCUGCGCCGUCCAGGCGACCUACAGAUACUACUCGAUAAUGCGUUGUGAGUGCAAUGGGAGAUCUCAGUACUGCCUGCACGACGCGUUGGGUCUGCACUGCGUCGACUGUCAGGGAAACACGGAAGGCCGCCACUGCGAGCGCUGCAAGGGCGGCUUCUACCUGCAGGGGGCGGGGCAGAGCUGCUCGCCCUGCCGCUGCAACCCCACAGGUUCUGUCAGUAAGUCAUGUGACAGCACGGGGCGCUGCAGCUGUAAAGAAGGCGUCACAGGAGACAAAUGUGACCGCUGCCCCAACGGACCAAUCGGACCUGACGGCUGCCCCCAAAGCCGUCAGCCCAGGCAGGAAUCUGAGAGUCUGACUCUGCCGUGUUUCUGUUACGGCCACAGCAGCCGAUGUUCAGCACGAUCCGGUUACUCGGUCCACAAAAUCACCUCCACCUUCACCACCGGUUUGGAGGACUGGAAGGUGGGGACGAUGCAAGGUGAGACUCCAGCCGAUACUCACUUCCGCUGGUCACCGAAACACCAGGACGUGGAGGUGAUCUCCAAAAACAGCCUGCCGGUUUACCUGUAUGCCCCAGACCCUUACCUCGGAAACCAGCUGCUGAGUUACGGCCAGAACCUCUCCUUCUCGCUACGUUUGGACCGCGGCGUCCGAUACCCGUCCGUCAACGACGUGAUCCUGGAAGGUGGCGGCUUAAGAGUCGCUGCCUCUCUGGGUGACCUGCAAUCUGUGGUCCCCUGUGGUCAGAAGAUCACCUACAGCUUCAGGCUGGACGAGCGGCCCGGCAGCAAGUGGAGGCCUCAGCUCUCCGCCCUGCAGUUCCAGACGCUCCUGCAGAACCUCACAGCCAUCAAGAUCCGAGCCACGUUUGGAGACACCGGACGUGGCUACCUCGAUGACGUGCAGCUGGUGACUGCACAGCGUGGAGAUGGCGUCCCGGCCCGCUGGGUGCACACCUGCAGCUGCCCGCCGGGUCACGAGGGCGAGUUCUGUCAGCGGUGUGCGCCCGGUUUCAAACGCAGAGACCCCGCAGAUGGAGCCUUCAGCCCCUGUGAGCCCUGCAGCUGCAGAGGAGGCAGCUGCGACCCGCAAACUGGAGACUGUUACUCUGCUGAUGAGACGCCCGCGGAUCAGAGCUGUUCCCAGGGCUUCUACAGAGACCCGAGGCGGCCGGAGACCUGCGUGAGGUGUCCCUGCGCGGACGGUGUGUCCUGCUCACUGGGUCCUGGUUCUCUGGAGCCUCGCUGUGAGAGGUGCCCAUCAGGAACCUCCGGUCCUCGCUGUGACGUUUGUCAGGAAGGUUAUUAUGGCGACCCCCUGGGUACCGGAGGUGUGCAGCGUCCCUGUGUACCCUGCCACUGUAAUGGUCACAUCAACGUCAGAGUGCUGGGAAGCUGCGACCGCAACAACGGCGAAUGCCUGAAGUGCGUGAACAACACGAAGGGACGGCACUGUGAGGACUGCGUGAGAGGUUUCUACCACAGGCAGCCCACCGACGCCUGCAAACCGUGUAACUGUGACGUCCAGCGCUCGGAGUCCAAUCAGUGCGAUGCUUCCGGGCAGUGUCGGUGCAGGCCGGGCUUCGAGGGUCUGAGGUGCCAACGAUCCAGCUGCCCCGCCUGUUUCACCCCCAUCAAAGCAAAGAUGGCUGCUUAUGCUGCCAAACUGAGGGACCUGGAGUCUUUGUUCUCUGACAUGGACGGAGGAUUGAAACCAGCUAAUAAUGCUGAGAUAGAGGCCGCUCUGACAGAAGCUAUGGAGCAGGUGGACGACAUGAUGGAAGACGCCAAGCAACUCACAAGAGUGGAGAAGAGGCUGCAGGACCGCCUGUCGUCCAUCAGCAAGCGGCAGCUGGACGAGGAGCAGGAUCUCCAAAACAUCAAGGACGCAGCCGCUGACAUCAAACGGCAGCAACAGACGUACAAGACGAAGGUGGGGGAGGUCCAGAAGCUGAUGGAGGAGAUGAAAGUCCAGCUGGAGAAGGCCAAAUCUGACCUCAAAUUCACUGAUGUGCCUCAAAGCGACUCUCCGCUGGGUUCAAGCGACCUGUCUUCGCUGGUGAAGACGGCUACCAACCUGGCUAACGAUCAUCAGACGAUCGCAGACACUGUGGAAAAAAAUGCUAAGAAGGCUCUGAGUGACUCGCAGCAGAGUCUGACUCUGGUCAGAAACCUCAUGAACAGAGAGAACAAAGUGAAAGAGCUGAUUGGAGACCUGAAAACCAUGUAUGAACAGACUUCAGCUCAGGUGAAGCGUUUUGAGAACCAAGCGAAACGUCUAAGCAGCGACGCCAUAGAGGAGAGCAAAAUGGCGGACGGCAUGUUGAAAGACAUCGCCAACAUGGAGCAAAACUUCCCCCCAUCUCUGCAGGGGGCGAUUGAUGCGAUGCGUUCCAGGGUGGAUGGAGUGACAGAGGCAAUGGAUGAGAACCUCGCAGGCAUCGAUGCGCUGCAGCAUGGCAUAGUGAGAGACAAGGCUGUCGCUGAGGACCUGCUGGCCAAUGGCAAAGCUGCCCAGAAGGAGUACAACGGCCUCGUGGACAGAGUCAAUGUUGCCAAAGCUGACACAGAAGGAGCCAUCAAACUCAUCAACAGCAAAAGUGAUGAGCUAGAAGAUGCCCUGAAAACCCUGAAAGGCUUCGACCAGCAGAUCGCAGGCAGCAAAACAAAGGCAGACGCUGCCAUCAAGCGUCUCCCUGACAUCAAGACCACCAUCCAACAGGCUGCUGGCAAUAAUAAUGCAACGCUGUCCAUCCUGGGAGAUGUUCAGGACAAUUAUGAUAACGCUCUGGAAAACAUCAACAAGCUGGGGGACUUGGUCACUGGUCUGGAGAGAGAAUUUGCAUCUUUGCCGUCUCAUGACAAUAUACUGAAAGAAGCUACCAAACUGAACAGAGAGGCGACUAACCUGAAAACAACAGCGGGAGGCGUUGUUGGAGAUCUGGCCUCCGAGCUGGAGAAAGCUGAAAACCUGCAUGCUGACGCCCAGGAGGCGUCUUUGGGAGCGGGUGGAGCUUACAACAACGCCAGGCUGGUCAGCGAGGAAGUGCAGAAAACUCUGCGAGAGGUCCAGGGUCUGCUGGCUAAAACCAACCAGUCCACUGCUGUGGAUUUAAAGAAGGUGAAGCAGCUGGAGGACUCGUUGGCCAGUGCUAAGAAAGUUGUGGAGGGCAAUUUGAGCCCCCGACUCAGGAACAUGGAGGAGCAGGAGGCCGCACACGUGCGCCAGCUCAACUCGAUCAACCGCGACAUCGACACCAUCCUGGCAGACAUCGCUAACCUCAGGGAGAUCCUGGCAUCCAUCCCCAAAGGCUGCUACAACAGCCCACCCAUCGAGGAGGCCUAAAGCGUGACUUACUGCCAGUGGACAUCACUUUGUUUUUUUGCACUUUUCAACUACUGACGACCUUCUUUUUGUCUGUAAUACAUAAAAAUAUUGAAUUAUUUAGAAUCCAUAUCUAACGUGCUAACUAGUUUCUAAACCUCUGAGUUUGAAUCUUGCUUUUUAAAAUUUAAAGACAAAUCAUCUCCGAUGUUUUCAUUAAUUUGUCCCUAAAUCUAAACUGUACGACACCUUAAACUCAUCACGUAGGCAUACAUUUGUAAACUGAG